Mytilus trossulus (common blue mussel) is the source of this 1143-nucleotide messenger RNA. RefSeq lists its product as uncharacterized. Bases 1 to 1143 code for a protein of 380 amino acids. The record is from RefSeq and is a predicted model, not a curated record. The transcript has 10 exons. Gene Ontology annotation, molecular function: signaling receptor activity. NCBI's taxonomy places the organism in Eukaryota, Metazoa, Mollusca, Bivalvia, Mytilida, Mytilidae.
AUGGCCAGCGGCAGAAGAAUCGAACCGGUGGAUUCAUUAUCAGGCAAAGGACCAUUAUGUCUUAGCUGCAAUAAAGUUGUUCAACCACGUGACUGUAAUCAUGUAACAGCUUGUGGGGAGCAUGAGAAAUGUUACGUCCAAAGAGAGAUAACAGAAAGUGGAAUAGCAUGGUAUAGUGUAGGAUGUUCAGAUGCACAGCGUUGUGCCGUUCCCAUCGGCAUCGGAAAACGCCAAAGUAACGAAAAGGACAAAUCAUACAGUUUAAACUCUAUGAAUAGUUCAAGUGAUGCCAACAAUAUUUCUGAGGAUUCUGUUUCUGAGGAUUCUGUUAUUGUAUGUACUUCAUGUUGUACCGAUGGACAUCUCUGUAACAGAAAGGGUUGUGGAUCUCCAGAACGAUUACCAAUAGAAGGAAUUGUAUGUUACAACUGUGACCAACAAGCAACACCAGAUAUGUGUGAUGAUAUAACGUUAUGUGGACCAGAUAAGAAUUGUUAUUUAGAAAAAAUACAGAUUGGAAGGGAUCAUUUAUUUUCUACGAAAUGUAUUCAAAAGUCGACCUGUAAAAGUAGUUCUAGUACAGCCAGAUGUUGUGGUACAGAGCUAUGCAAUGAUCAUCUUCUAUUCAACGCCACGACAGAUUUUACAAACCAGACAACACACCGAGUGGCAACAACAACUAGUACUCCAACCCAGACUCAGAUUUCUCAAUCUCUUACUACAACAACAGGCAUGCGAUGUUCGUACCAAUGGCAUUAUCAUGAAAGUUCAAAAUAUUGCUACCUGGAAAAUGAAUCUGUGAUGACACUUAUUGAAGCGAGAGAAACAUGCAAAAGAUAUGGACAACAUCUUCCGAUCAUAGAAAACUUAAACGAGCAAGACUUUAUCAAAUCUAUAAUGGAACCUAUGCAUGUAACAAUCUGGUUAGAUGGUACGGAUAUUACAAAUGAAGGGAAGUGGGUGUGGUAUACCACAGGUCAGCCCAUUGGAUAUUUCAACUGGAGUCCAGGACAACCAGACCAUUACUUUGGGGUCCAUAGAGAAAACUGUAUGGACUAUGGACCCGAGUACAACAUGCAAUGGAAUGACGCACCGUGUCAUAAUAAUUCCAGAAAACAUAAAGUACUAUGUGAGGGAGGGUAA